CCAGUUCCAGGUAGCGUCGAUGAUCAUCCAGGAUCUGUCAAGACUCAAGAGGCACUGUCGCAGCAGCUAUCCAGGGCGCAAACCUACUCAUUGUGUUGCGUACUAGCAACAUUGAUCGCUCGAAAGCUUGGGGCUGCUAUCGCUCGAAAGCUUGGGGCUGCUAUCAGUGCGUGGGUGAUCUGCGCGAGUGCGUGCAACUUGACGGUGAUUUGUAUCACCGGCCUCACCGAUGGACUGUGGCUGAGAUCAUUGCAAGCUCAAGGUGAUGGAUAUCUACUCAAGCCUGAGCUUUGGGGAUACCACGAAGGAUCUACAGCUGCUUUUCGACAUAACCGCCCUCUCUCACGCAUCCAUUUGGAUGCGCCCAGUCUCAAGCGCUUACACGGAAGUCAUUGCGGCCGUAGCUCCGACAGAGUUGGAGCAUGUCCAUAUGUUCGUAGCUUCGACGACAGAGUUGGAGCGUGUCCAUAUGCUCAGCAUAUCUGGGUUUGAUCCAGCAGAUGUUUUGAUUAUUGAGGGAGAGUGGCUCUCCUUUUCUCUCAUGGAGAGAUUUACAAGACUCCGGUCUCCUGUUUUCAAGGACUCCAAGAAUGGUGUUUACUCCAACUGCCAUCACCUAAAGAAGCUUGGCGUGCUCGAGAUGAAGAUCCUUGGGAUCCAGCAGAGAAAUGGCAGCGCUAUCAUAAAUGUGAUCGAAGAGUUGAUGAAGCGGUGCCCAUUGUUAAAGUUCGUGGGUUCGAGCGCCGCGCCAAGGGAAGGAUUGGAUCCCCAGCGCGCGCAGCGUAGGUUCGAGCUGGAGCGAGAUUUCCAGAUAAAGCUUGCUAGCUUGGAAGCCCGCUAUAGUGCUCGUUUCUGCCUUGACAUUGAUCUAUGA
Molecule: messenger RNA, 874 nt
Organism: Selaginella moellendorffii
Lineage: Eukaryota; Viridiplantae; Streptophyta; Lycopodiopsida; Selaginellales; Selaginellaceae
Exons: 2
Coding region: 266-874 (202 amino acids)
Source: RefSeq, a predicted model, not a curated record